This is a messenger RNA of Triticum dicoccoides, 907 nucleotides long. RefSeq lists its product as uncharacterized. The coding region runs from base 100 to 669 and encodes 189 amino acids. The transcript is spliced from 4 exons. Lineage: Eukaryota; Viridiplantae; Streptophyta; Magnoliopsida; Poales; Poaceae. The record is from RefSeq and is a predicted model, not a curated record.
AUCUAUCUACCUUUCCCCCCUCCCCACCCCUCCGCCGCCCUCCUGGAUUCCCAGCCCACCGCCGGCCGGCCUUCCUGGGUGCUCGGUCUCGCCUGCGCCAUGGACGACGCCGGGGAGCCGCGCCUGCCCAGGAAGAGGGGCACCAAGAGGCCCCCUCCCUCGGCGGCGCCGCCGCCGCCCGCCCAGGGCGGCGGCAGGGGGAGGGACAGGUUCGAGUCGCUCUGGCGGGACUACCACGAUUUGCUCAAGGAAACUGAGGCAAAGAAGAGGAGGCUAGAGCGCAUAAACCAGCAAAAGCUUGGACUGCUCGCCGAAGUCAAAUUCUUGCGGAAGAAGUACAGUUCGUUUGCGAAGGAUGAUCCAGAGCAAACACAUCACAGGCUAAAGAAGAAGAAGGCUAAGCAAAUCCCAUCCAUUCUGGGAAUCAAUGAAGGGCCAUCCACCAGCAAGAACACAAAUGUGGACUUGAAUCAUGAUUCUGCAAUGAAUGCUGAGGAAGCCGGUUUCCAGGACCAUCCAGAACCUGGGAAGCAUGAUCAGGCUGGUGUAGAUGAAGAUAUAAUGGCCUCCAAUAUCAACUUAUCAGUUUAUAGGGAUACAGAAAAUUCCCCAGCCAGUGAUGAUAAGAGGGCAGCCGCAUGGCAAGACCGGGUAGCCUUGCAGGUCUAGUCCGGCCGUAGAAAUGGGUAUGGCAUGGCAUCCUUCUCUGGUGGUUGACUGCACCCCUGCCUGGUUUCGUCAAAUAUUUGCCUAGUACUCUGUAAAUGAACAAUUGAUAUAAGGAUACUCAUGCUUCAUGUUUACAGUUCAUGCCCUGUAGAGGCAUAGACUGAGAUAGUUUGACACACUUAGACAAGUUCGAUCCUGUUACAAUGUUAUGAAACAUCCAGCCUGGAUUUCAGAGUCA